This is a messenger RNA of Talpa occidentalis (Iberian mole), 2304 nucleotides long. RefSeq names its product G-patch domain and ankyrin repeats 1 (gene GPANK1). Bases 486 to 1556 code for a protein of 356 amino acids. Gene Ontology annotation, molecular function: nucleic acid binding; protein binding. The record is from RefSeq and is a predicted model, not a curated record. Lineage: Eukaryota; Metazoa; Chordata; Mammalia; Eulipotyphla; Talpidae. The transcript is spliced from 4 exons.
ACCCUUCGAGGAACCACCGGAAGCGGAAGCACAGUACAACGUUCGGGGCCAGGGAGUUUGGGAAAGAGUUUUGAGAGUCCCAGACGGAGGGGAUAGGGGGCCGUGGAAAGGGGCAAGGCUGGUUGGAUCCUUUCCAGACUCUUCCUUCUCACAGCAAGUCUCCUACCCCAGUCACCUCUGCUGUCUAGGGAACUGAUCUUCUCUCCAACUUACUCGUCGGGUCUUUGUCGCUGGUCGAGCGCCUCGCCUGAGUCAGGGCAGCCACUACAGACCCCCAACGGCACCCAUCCUGGGCUACGGCCUUCUGAGGCCGGAGAAUAGCUCCAUCUUGCCAUACAAGCCAAGCCAACCAGAGCCUCUCCCAAAUCCUGCUCCCAGAGAAGCACCAAGUCUGUCUUUGUUUUGGAAGAUGACUUCCCGACAUAGGAUCAAGGAACAUUUAAAGGGUUAAGCUGAUCAUUUUUCUUAAUGCUCUCCCAAAAACCAUGUCUAAGCCCUCCCUCAUCACCUUCACCCGGGCCACCAACCCCAGUGACCUCUGGAAAGAUGGGCAGCAGCAGUCACAGCCUGAAGAACUGGAACCUAUCCUGGAUGGGGCUGCAACCCGGGCUUUCUACGAGGCCUUGAUAAGGGAUGAGAGCAGUGCCUCUGAACCUCAGGGAUGUCAGCCUGAGCUUCCCAGUGUGAGAAAGAGGAAAAAGAGAAGAACUACGAGGGCGACAGCUACGGAAGCAGCAGCAUCAGGAACAUCAGAAGGACAGAGAGAAAGGCGAUCCCUUGAGGCAGAGGACAGAAUGACCCAGAGGAUACUGAUGGCAGCCCAGGAGGGGAACCUGGUAGAACUUCGAAGGCUGUUGGAUCCCCUUGAAGCAGGGGGAGCUGGGGGGAAUAUCAAUGCUCGGGAUGCUUUCUGGUGGACCCCUCUGAUGUGUGCUGCUAGAGCAGGCCAGGGGGCAGCUGUACACUAUCUCCUUGGCCGUGGAGCUGCCUGGGUAGGGGUAUGCGAGCUGGGUGGUAAGGAUGCUGCUCAGCUAGCUGAAGAAGCAGGCUUCCCUGAGGUGGCCCGCAUCGUCAGAGAGAGCCAUGGAGAGACAAGGAGUACAGAGAACCGGUUCCACUCUCCCUCUCCCCAGUAUUGUGAGACCUGUGAUGCCCACUUCCAAGAUUCCAACCACCGGUCAUCCACUGCUCACCUGCUGUCAUUGUCCCGUGGUCACCGGCCCUCCAAUCUGCCUCUUGGGGUGCCCACUUCCAGCCCAGGCUUCAAGCUGCUGCUGCGGGGGGGCUGGGAGCCUGGAAUGGGGCUGGGACCCCGGGGUGAGGGCCGAGCCAACCCCAUCCCAACUAUCCUCAAGAGGGACCAGGAAGGGCUAGGCUACAGAUCAGUGCUCCAGCCCCGAGUCACGCACUUCCCAGCUCGGGACACUCGGGCUGUGGCUGGGAAGGAGAGAUCCCUUCGGGUAGCCACACUAAGCCGGAGGGAGGAGAGAAGGAAAGAGGAAAAAGACAGGGCCUGGGAGCGGGAUCUGAGGACAUAUAUGAACCUUGAGUUCUGACUUUAGCAAGAUCUGAUUCUGGUCAGCUGGGGAAGUCUGAACUUAGGUCUCUGACCUGGGCGCUUGGGCUGCUUCUUCCUGGGUUCUGUGCAAAUCUCAGGCUUAGGUCAGCGGACACUGCCUUUGGGAAGGAGGGACUGAGAGUUGACAAAUAAACCAACCAUCUCUCUCUUUUGUGUUUUAUUCACUUUCCUGGACACUGUUUCAGGAACGCCAAGUCUGGGAGCCACAUGCAAGUCCUGCUGGAGCCAGAGGGGGAAGCCCCUUCUGGGAGGUGGUUAGGGUCACCUCUCUGCCAAUCUGGGUCACUUCCAGGUCCUAGUCCUUGCCUGAAAUGUCCCAUUUUAUUCCCAUGCCACCACCAGGAAUUGCUUAAUUCAAUACAAGUUUUCUUCCAUGUCCCCUGUCAUUUUCUGGAACUAUUUCUUAUGUGCUAAAAGUAGAACUAAGAUAUUCCUGGAGGAGACAGCCCUGUCACCAAAUAUAAUGCAUAGUGGUGGGCCUCUGGUGGCUCAAAGGGUUAAGUCCUAGCACUAUCAAGCUAUGGGCAGCCACUGCAGCACUAGUUUGAUCCCUGGCCAGGGAGCUGACCCACAUGGUGUAGCAGACCUCUCCCCUCUUGCUGGCUGCUCCCCUCAGCAGUGUAUUUCAGUAGAUUUGCCAGUUCUGCUCCCCACUGUCUGGUGAAUCUUCUCAACCCACCCCACACCUCUGGCCUACACAUCAGCUCUUAUAUGUAUGUAUAAAU